Lathyrus oleraceus (garden pea) is the source of this 1651-nucleotide messenger RNA. RefSeq names its product cleavage stimulation factor subunit 50. The record is from RefSeq and is a predicted model, not a curated record. The coding region runs from base 207 to 1505 and encodes 432 amino acids. Gene Ontology annotation, cellular component: mRNA cleavage stimulating factor complex. The transcript has 14 exons. Gene Ontology annotation, biological process: mRNA 3'-end processing. NCBI's taxonomy places the organism in Eukaryota, Viridiplantae, Streptophyta, Magnoliopsida, Fabales, Fabaceae. Gene Ontology annotation, molecular function: RNA binding; protein binding.
GAAUAAUUUUUUUAUUUAAAAAAGUACCUUAUAUUACCAUUUUGAGGACAAGUGAGUCGCUGAAACUCACUAGUGACGGUGACGGCAGCAAAACAAUUGAGAAACACAGUUCCAGAAUCAGUUCAUUGGAUUCUCAUUCUCUCAUUCUAGGGUUCUUCUUCUACAUUGGCCCCCUUUCCUUUCCAUUCUGCAUAAAGGAAUCAUCAAUGGAAAACAGUAGCUCGGGGCAAACCGUGCAAGAUGGCAAACUCUUCAGACACCUCAAUUCUCUUAUCGUCGCUCACCUUCGUCACAGCAAUCUCACUCAGGCUGCUACUGCUGUUGCUUCUGCAACGAUGACACCGUUGAAUGUAGAAGCCCCAUCCAACAAGCUUCUUGACUUGCUUGCUAAGGGUCUUGCAGCGGAAAAGGAUGAUGUGUCAAGAGGGACUUCAUCUUCCCCCUUUCAAGAUUUGGGUGCAUCAUUGCCCUUGCCCCGUCCCGGUGCAACACCCAUUGAUUUCAGUUCUUUGGCAGAUUUAAAAGGUUCGUCAAAGAGUUUCCCAAAGCAUGAGACACGGCACCUUUCCGAACACAAGAAUGUUGCCAGAUGUGCUAAGUUUAGUCCUGAUGGAAGGUUUGUUGCCACCGGAAGUGCAGAUACAUCAAUAAAGCUAUUUGAGGUUUCAAAGAUCAAGCAGACGUUGCUCCCAGAUGCAAAGGAUGGUCCUGUGCGGUCUGUUCUAAAAACAUAUUAUGACCAUACACAACCAAUAAAUGAUCUGGAUUUUCAUCCGCAAGGUACUAUCCUGGUUUCUGGAGCCAAAGAUCAGACAAUAAGGUUUUUUGAUGUUUCAAAAGCCAAUGCCAAGAGAUCAUACAGGCUUAUCCAGGACACACACAAUGUUCGCUCUGUAUCUUUUCACCCCUCAGGAGACUUUCUGUUGGCAGGCACUGAUCAUGCGAUUCCACAUUUGUAUGAUAUAAAUACCUUUCAGUGUUAUCUGUCAGCAAAUGUUCCAGAUAAUAGCCCUAAUGGAGCCAUAAACCAGGUUAGAUAUUCUUGUACAGGUUCCAUGUACGUUACAGCAUCUAAAGAUGGUGCUAUUCGGUUGUGGGAUGGCAUCACUGCCAACUGUGUGCGCUCAAUAACUGCAGCACAUGCUACAGCAGAAGCUACCAGUGCAAUUUUCACAAGAGAUCAAAGGUUUGUCCUCUCCUGUGGGAAGGACUCUACCAUAAAGCUUUGGGAGGUUGGCUCUGGAAGAUUAGUCAAACAAUAUCUCGGUGCCGUGCAUACACAACUAAGAUUCCAGGCUAUUUUUAACGCAACAGAAGAAUUUAUUCUAUCCAUAGAUGAACUCAACAACGAGGUCAUUAUCUGGGAUGCGAUGACAACAGAAAUAGUAGCAAAAUGGCCUUCUAAUCAUGUAGGUGCACCGCGCUGGCUUGAACAUUCCCCAGUAGAGUCUGCUUUUAUUUCAUGUGGAACUGAUAGAUCAAUUCGGUUCUGGAAGGAGGUUUAAUUUAUAGUAGUCCUUAAUUAAAGAGAUCAAUGACUAUAGUUAAUUCUGCAAAAUCGGUAAAUGUAUUUACUGCAUAAAAUUGGAGGAUCAUGUUAACCUGUGCUGAUGUGGCGUGUUAGUUUUUUAAAUGCUUAAUUAUUUUUUCA